UCUGAACCUUUUCCCCUAGUGAAGAAAACAACUGAACAGCCACUGUUAAUCCACUCCUCAGCCCUCCUUUCUCCCUCUUGUUUCCCAGGACAUUUGCCAAGGUUACAGGGAUGGGAGGGGGAGAGGAGCUGACACAAAGGAGCACGAGGGGGGUGAACGACAUGCAGAAUGUAUGAGACGCUGAGCUGAGCAGCUGCAGUUUUGUGUGGCUGCGUGUGUGAGGAUUUUUGGACCCAUUGCAGAGAGACUUAGAUCAUCAGGCCGUGGGACACUAAAUUCCUCUGCUGCUGGACUGCAUCAGGAGUCAGCUGACGGGGCGAAAAGAAGAAAAAGAGAUGAAGAGGAAGUACGAGAGGAGGGUCCACGAGCCUCUUGAAGCAGCAGGAAGGGGGCUGGGCUUCUCUGACAAUGCUUCAAGCCAAUAAAGACUUUCGCAAUGCUAACUUUGACCUGUGUACUUUACAACGAGGGUGCAGCGUUUAGCACUGGCUGCUUGAGAGAGGACACAGAGUGCAUGGUGACUUUGUUUUGAGCCAGUUCGUCAGCAGAGGAGCUGACAUGCAGAGUGUACCAGAAGAGUGGAGGGAAGGACGGGAUGAGGGGAUGGGGGAGAUGUUAGUCAAGAGGAGAGGUGAUUCAGAGUGCAGCAGCGGCGAGAUGAAGGGAGAGUGGAAGAAGAAUGCAGGGACAGGUGGUGAAGAGCUGGAGAAAGAGACGCUGAUGAUGGAGCUGACAAGGAUGGUGCAGAGGAUGGUGAAAGAGAGCAGCUGGUGGGAGAGGCGGGGGAUCGAUUGCAGCAUCCUGGCAGCAGCAUUCCUCUGUCUGCCGCCCGCCUUCCUGCUGCUGUCCUCCUCUCAGAUCGUGUGGUUCGCAGCGGGCAUGCUGCUGAUGGGCGUGGCCCACGCCGUCAUCACUGUCAAAGGGACACAUCUGGCCAGCCACGGGGCGCUGAGCGAGUCGCAGGCCUGGGGGAAGUUCUGGGCCAUCUUCUUCAUCGAGAUCUGUGGUUCAUUCUCAGCGCGAGCCGGCGUGCAGGGACACAUUAAGAUGCAUCAUGCUCAUACUAAUGUCAUUGGACUGGGUGACUCCAGCGUAUGGAAGGUCCCCUUCCUGCCUCGCACUGUCUACCUGUUUGUAGCUCCCCUGGCUGUGCCUGUCAUUACUCCACUCGUUGCACUCGCUCAGCUUAAAGGACACUCUUUGGCCCACAUCAUCAGGACCAUCCUGAUGGUCACGCUGGGCCUGUAUUCACAGUACUGGCUGCUUAUCCACGUCUCUGGGUUCAAGUCACCUCACAGCGCCUUGCUCUUCAUGCUCAUCUGCAGAGCAAUGUUCUCUGUGCCGUAUAUCCAUGUCAACAUUUUCCAGCACAUCGGCCUCCCCAUGUUCUCUCCGACUCGUCGACCAAAGAGGAUCUACCAGAUGACCCACGGAGUCCUGAACCUGCCACGGAACCCUGUGUUGGAUUGGACGUUCGGACACUCGCUUAUCAACUGUCACGUGGAGCACCAUCUCUUCCCCUUUCUGUCUGACAACAUGUGUUUAAAGGUGAAGCCUGUGGUGUCCAAGUACCUGACUGAAAAACAGCUUCCGUACCAGGAGGACAGCUACCUCUCUCGCCUGAACCUCUUCUUCAACAAAUACCAGGAACUGAUGGUGUUUGCCCCCCCGAUCACAGAGCUGGUGGGGGUGCAGUGAUGAAGAUGAACUGUUCAGACUAAUGACUGCUGCUACUGCUCGAAAGCACAGUGCAUUUCUGCUGACAUGCUACAACCUCCACCGUCCAGGUUUGAACUGCCUCUAACAUACAUGAUAGAGUACAAAUCAAUACAAUACUGACACAUUAAAGAUUUAUGUAGUUUGUUUUGAUAUUAGGAGUUAAAUUAACAUCAUGAUUGAUUUUUUAAUGACUAUAUGAACUGAACAAAUAGCACAAAGAUAAGCACUGAAUCAAAAGCAUGAUUAGGCUGAGUAAGUGCUGCAUUAAAAGUCACAAUGGGAGAUUAAUUACAGGUCUCUAAACUGAUCUGGGGUCUGUCUCAUGAAGCAAGUUCAACUUAUUACCUCUGCAAGGAGGUUAUAUGUCUGUUUAUUUGUCAGCAGGAUUACAGAAAAAUGACUGAACCACUUUUCCCCAAGCUUGGUGAAAGGAUGAGACAUGGGCCAAGAAAGAACCCAUUAAAAUCUGCUGCAGAUCCAGGAUUGAUUUAAAAGUCAGGGGCAUAAAAACAAGACAGACAUAUGAGGGAUUGUUCAGCCUUAGCGGAGGUAAGCUCAUUCUAGUUUAGGCUCAGUUUGAGGCUCCUGGCAGUCCUGGAUAACUGGCUAUGACCAAGCAUGCUAUAAAUUACUCUAGAUUUACACUAUCUAACAGGUCUUUAGUGUAAUUUAUUGGCAUAUUAUUUUCAGAAUGCAGGCUAAAAUGAAAUAAAUCAGAACAUGGUGCAUUAGGAUCCGCGCCAAACACAGACUUGUUAGUUGUUCGUCAUGAAUCCUAAUAUAAUAUCCAACCUUUAAAGGAAUAUUUCACACAUUUAGAGAAUUACAUUUUCAUUUGUUCAUGUCAAGCGAAGCUAAUCACCUCCUGUCUCCAGCUCUGUAUUCAUUGUACAGACAAUAAAGUGGUAUCAAUCUUCUUGUCUAACUCUCAGCAAAAAGGCAAAUAAGUAUAAUUCUUAAAAUACCAAACUAUUCCUUUAUCAGUAUCUGAACAAAACCUGCUUUGGGCAGGUUUAGCUCUGCAGUGGUGGUUGCCCUUGGUAACUGGUAGUUAACAGUGAACCUGCUUUGUGAGACAGGCCCCUGUUUUCCUGCAGUGACGGACAGUGGUGAUGUUUUUUUUUGAUUUGCUGUGUUCUCACCUCAGAAGCACAAAAGCACAUCCUUGACUGCACUGUAGUGACAGUACAUAAGGACAUGGAGGUGUCUCAGUGUGUGUGUGUGUGUGUGUGUGUGUGUGUGUAUGUGUGUGUGUGUGUGUGUGUGUGUGUGUGUGUAUGCACUUGACCAUCAUAAUUCAGAAUUCAUUUUCAUCAAUAUUAUUUUAUUGCCUUUAUGGACACAUUGUCUCAUGUAAUCCAAACGUCUGCUGACAGUAAGUUGUUCUCUGAGUGACAUUUGUGAUUAAAUAAAUUAUUGUGUAUUUACACGUCAAAUUAAAGCAUUCGGAAUUUCUUUGAAGCCUACAGACAGCUAUGACUGAAACUUCACACAUUUAAGAAAAAAAGCCAUUUCUUUUUUGACAGGAAAUGCUCAUGUACUGUAACACACUGUAAAUACACUAAAAUGCAGUGAUGCAAUUGAUUUGUUUGGCCACUUGGGGGCAGUAAAACAAAAUAUAAACACAAUAUGGUGAAGCUGUUACUCAUCAAGCAGAGCAACAUUAUCCACAUUUAGAAUCAUGUGUCUCUCCUUUUUUUAUUUAGUUUGAUUUCUACCUGUUCCUGAGAAAAAUAUGUCUGUCUUGACAAAUUGCUUUUAUUCAAGAUU
This is a messenger RNA of Lates calcarifer (barramundi perch), 3489 nucleotides long. It is a transcript of the gene fads6, whose product is annotated as fatty acid desaturase 6. The record is from RefSeq and is a predicted model, not a curated record. Bases 559 to 1698 code for a protein of 379 amino acids. Gene Ontology annotation, cellular component: membrane. The transcript has 6 exons. NCBI's taxonomy places the organism in Eukaryota, Metazoa, Chordata, Actinopteri, Centropomidae. Gene Ontology annotation, biological process: lipid metabolic process. Gene Ontology annotation, molecular function: oxidoreductase activity, acting on paired donors, with oxidation of a pair of donors resulting in the reduction of molecular oxygen to two molecules of water.